AUGACAUCCUCCAGUGGUGCACUAAAUGAGGAGCUCCAGUGCUCCAUCUGUCUGGAUGUGUUCACUGAUCCAGUCACCACUCCAUGUGGACACAACUUCUGCAGAACCUGCCUGAACAAGUGCUGGACAAACACACAGACCUGCUUCUGUCCAUCCUGUAAAGAAACAUUCAGCAGAAGACCUGACCUUGAGAUUAACACAACCAGUGGCACCGCAAUGGGGGGGGAGAGUUUUGCGCAACACUUCAAGGAGAAGCUCAAUCUAGGAGAAUCUGAGGUGUUGUGUGACAUCUGUGAUGGAAGAAAGCAGAAAGCUGUGAAGUCCUGCCUGACGUGUCAAAGCUCUUACUGUGAGACUCACCUGGAGCCUCAUCACAGAGUCCAUCGUCUAAAGAAACACACACUGAUCAACGCUGUGGAAAAUCUGGAGGAUUAUAUAUGCCAGAAACAUGAGAGACCUCUGGAGCUGUUCUGCAGAGAUGAUCAGACGAGUGUGUGUCUGUCCUGCACUGAAGGAGACCACAGGACUCACAACACUGUUCCUAUAGAGGAGGAGAGUCGAGAGAAGAAGAAUCAGCUGCUUCAGACACAGACAGACGUGCAGCAGAUGAUCCAGAACAGAAUGAAGAAGAUUCAAGAAAUCCAGCACUCAGUAGAGCUGAGGAAGAGAAACACCGAGAAAGAGAAAUCAGCCAGUGUUGAGCUCUUCACUGAUCUGAUCCGCUCCAUUGAGAGAUGUCAGUCUGAGCUACUGCUGAUGAUGGAGGAACAGCAGAAAGCAGCAGAGAAACAGGCUGAAGAUCUCAUUAAAGAGCUGCAGCAGGAAAUCACUGAUCUGAAGAAGAGAAACACUGAGCUGGAGCAGAUCUCACACACUGACGAUCAUCUCCAUGUCAUACAGAUCUUCUCUUCCCUAUACAGCCGUCCACACAAGAACUGGACUGAGAUCAGUAUUGACUCUGAUGUGAAUGUGCUCCCUAUGAAUAAAGCUCUGACUCUAGUGAAGAAAACUCAUGAGACACUAAAAAAAAAUCUCAGUCAAACUGUGUUGAAGUGUGUACUGAAGUUUUCAGUGGAUGUGACUCUGGAUCCUGAUACAGUGAAUCCAUAUCUCAUCUUGUCUGAUGAUGGAAAACAAGUCAGUCUUGGAGAUAUUGAGCAGGAUGCCCCAGAAAACCCAAAGAGAUUUGAUGUCGGUUUAUGUGUUCUGGCAAAGCAGGGAUUCAGUUCAGGCAGAUUUUACUAUGAGGUGCAGGUGAAGGGAAAGACUGAGUGGAGUUUAGGAGUGGCCAGAGAAUCCAUUAACAGGAAGGAGAUGAUCACACUGGCACCUGAGGAUGGAUUCUGGACUGUUAUUGUGAAGAAUGAGAAUCAGUAUAUAGUUUUUGAUAAUCCAGUGGUUAUGUUCUCACUGAGAGUGAAACCUGAGAUUGUGGGAGUGUUUGUGGAUUAUGAGGAGGGUCUGGUCUCUUUUUAUGACGUGGGCUCCAGAUCUCAUAUCUACUCUUUCACUGGUCAGACUUUCAGUGACAAACUCUAUCCAUAUUUUAGUCCAGGCCUUAAUGAAGGAGGUAAAAACUCAAAACCACUGAUAAUCACACCUGUCAAAAUAAAAAAAGAAUCAAUUCCUCUAGAAUAUGGAAAAUGA
Molecule: messenger RNA, 1647 nt
Organism: Sinocyclocheilus grahami
Lineage: Eukaryota; Metazoa; Chordata; Actinopteri; Cypriniformes; Cyprinidae
Product: E3 ubiquitin-protein ligase TRIM39-like
Exons: 7
Coding region: 1-1647 (548 amino acids)
Molecular function (GO): zinc ion binding; protein binding
Source: RefSeq, a predicted model, not a curated record